This is a messenger RNA of Knipowitschia caucasica, 2817 nucleotides long. Lineage: Eukaryota; Metazoa; Chordata; Actinopteri; Gobiiformes; Gobiidae. The record is from the annotation of a GenBank genome assembly.
AUGGAAGUGCCCUGCUAUCUCCCGAGGCUUGUGGCUGAGCUCAACGAGCAGCGAAAGAGGGACUUCUUCUGUGACUGCAGUGUGCUGGUGGAGGGGCGUGUGUUUAAAGCCCACAGAAACGUGCUGUUUGCGGGCAGCAGUUACUUCCGGGCACUUCUGGUCCACUUUAUACAGGACAGCAGUCAGCGUCAUUGCACUGCCUCACUAGACAUAGUCACAGCAGAUGCCUUUUCAAUUAUUUUGGACUUUAUGUACUCUGGUCGACUGGAUCUUCACAGAAACAAUGUCAUUGAAGUGAUGUCCGCAGCCAGUUACCUACAGAUGACGGACCUAGUGAACUUCUGUAAAGGCUAUAUCAACUCCUCUUUGGAAAUAUGCAACAAGGAAAGGGAAAGAAACUCUGUCAAGCAGCGCCAAUCAAAAGACAUCACAGAUUCUCAAGCAGUGACCGACUCAACAAGUGCAAUGACCAACGAGCCCCAAGUAGAGAAUGACGAAGCUGAUCACACAGCAAGUCAGAGUGGAACCGCUGCUAAAACGCUACCUUCUUUAUCCAACGAUAGUCCUGCAGGGUCCAGUCGAGAUGUGGACAGCAACUUCCACAUUCAAGAAGGUUUUAGCGAAAGACACAAAGAAAAUCCAGACCAAACUAACCACUCAUCUUCCUCAUCCUCUGCUAUGACGCCUGAACUUAUAAACCCAAAGAUUGAGUAUGACACUGACGAACCAGUGCUUAUUGAAUCUCCUGAGCCAAAAAUCAUAGGUACAUACAACACCCAGCCUCUACACAGUCUUCAUAACAAUAGACUCCUUCCUCCAUCCCCGUCCAAUGAGCGGUCUUCUUAUAGUCCUACGUUCAAUGCUCGUCAUUUGAUUGAACUGCUGGCAAGAGGUGAAGGCCCUGUCCCCAUUGUGGAGCGCGAGAGUCCACGUUUUGUCCCAGGGCUGGAUAGUGAGGCAGGGGGGAACAGAAUGGACGACGGAUUGAGUUUUGUGGGUUCCUCUAUGAUGGACGCUCAGGGUGAUUGGCUUGGAGAUACAGGUGAUAACCUGAUGGUCCAGGUGAAACUUCACAAGUGCCCGUUCUGCCCCUACACUUCUAAACAAAAGGGGAUUUUGAAGCGACACAUCCGCAGUCACACCGGAGAGCGUCCAUUUCCCUGUCCGCUUUGUGGGAAGAGGUUCACGAGACAGGAGCACCUCCGGAGUCAUGCUUUCAGUGUUCACAAAGACUGCUGGCCUGUGCCGUGUAAAAGCUGCCGGAGGACCUUCACUGGAUCAGCGGUGACUUCAGGCCUAAAGCGCUAUGGCCUCUGUGACAGCUGUAACUGCGUGACCACCACAAACGAAGACUCCGGUCACCCUGUUGACCUGGCCGAGCAGGGGGAGCGGGCAAACGGGGGAACAGACUGGUCCAGUUUUAUGGACGAUGUGGAGGAGCUUCAGCAUAGUUUAGCGAAAGAGGCCAUGUUUUGUGCAGCAGCGCUCCUCUGUGUCUCCGCGGCAGUAGUGGCCGAGGCUCGCUAUUCUGCGGACUGGACCAGUCUCGACGCCAGACCUCUGCCCACAUGGUAUGAUGAAGCCAAGCUGGGUAUCUUUGUGCACUGGGGAGUGUUUAGUGUGCCUGCUUUCGGGAGUGAGUGGUUCUGGUGGCACUGGCAGGGGCAGCAGCCUCCAGAUGCUAACUGUGUGAACUUCAUGUCCAAGAACUACCCCCCGGGGUUCAGCUACCCCGAGUUUGCGCCUCAGUUUCACGCACAGUUCUUUGACCCUGGUCAGUGGGCCGACAUCUUCAAGGCAUCAGGUGCAAAGUAUGUGGUUCUGACCGCCAAACACCACGAAGGCUUCACAACCUGGGGUUCCCCCUUCACCUGGAACUGGAACUCUGUGGACACAGGCCCUCACAGAGACCUGGUGGGAGAUUUGGGGGAGGCAGUCCGAAACAGGUCCCUUCACUAUGGCUUGUACAACUCGUUAUAUGAGUGGUUUCACCCGCUCUAUCUGAUAGACAAGAAAAACAGCUUCAAGACGCAGGAGUUUGUUAUGAAUAAAUUGCUUCCAGAGAUGUACAACAUGGUUGUGAGAUAUAAACCAGAGUUGAUCUGGUCAGAUGGAGACUGGGAGGCUCCAGACACGUACUGGAACUCCACUGCAUUCUUGGCUUGGCUCUACAAUGACAGUCCAGUCAAAGAUACAGUUGUGACCAAUGACAGAUGGGGAGCAGGUUGUGCCUGCAAACAUGGAGGUUACUAUAACUGUGAGGAUAAGUACACUCCAGGUGUGCUGCCCAAGCACAAAUGGGAGAAAUGCACAUCUGUGGACACAUCAUCAUGGGGUUUCAGGAGAAACAUGAGGCUCAAUGAGCUUAUGGACCUGCCCACGAUCAUUAAGGACCUGGUACAAACUGUGGCUCUGGGAGGUAACUACCUACUGAAUGUAGGCCCGACCGCAGAUGGAACCAUUCCACCCGUGUUUGAGGAGAGGCUUAGGGGGGUUGGCUCCUGGCUACAAACCAACGGAGAAGCCAUCUAUGCUUCCAAACCCUGGAGGGUCCAGUUUGAGAAUUCAAGUCUGCCGAUCUGGUUUACAUCCAAAGAUUCCAGUGUGUAUGCGAUUGUGACCAGCAAGCCUAAUAUGUCUAUUGUGCAACUUUUGGCUCCCAAAACAUCGACAAAGACCACGGUGACUCUCCUGGGGAAUGCUAAAGCUCUGUCCUGGUCUCCUCUGCUCCCUGGAGCUGGCCUCACCGUGCUCCUCCCUGCACUCCCAGACUCUCCGGGUCAGGCCUGGACUCUGAAACUUGAAGGUGUUCAGUAG